AUAAACGGAAACGGGGGAUGACAACUUUGCUAACCUGGCAACCCGGACACCGGUCUGUUCAGUAGUUACUGAGGGGAAGAUGGUGGACUUGGCGACCGUAGCGUGUUCAGAACUCCGUCCGAAGCACUUCGAAAAAUAUUUACCAUCUCAACCUGGUGUUAGGUAUAGAUUACCCGGGGACAAUCACAGAUAAUACUUGGAGAAAACCACCGAAGAGAGCGACAUUUUCGCUUCCGAACAACUCUUUAUCACGGGAUCGAACGGCGGAGAGUUGCAAAACGUGGUGGUUGGCGUGCUAUUUACGGACAGUAGCCGACGUUAACAGAAGUGUUAAGAGAAGUGUGAAAGAAAGUGGCUAUUAUUGUGUAUUGUGAACCCAUCUGACGAGCUAAACCACGGGGACCACUUGGCCGUCGUCUGUUUCUUUCAAAUCUUUUGCGGGCGGACCUGUAACCAGCUAACGGUAGCUGCUACUCUAGCUAGCUGCCGUGACCUGGAGGAGCCGAGCACCGGUCGACAUGCCGCGGAGUAAAAAGGGGAAACGUGGCUCCGGUAAGCCAGGCUCUCUCCGUCUGGAAGUUCUUCAACUGCAGUUGUCGGCUAAAGCGUCUCCGAAAGGAGUAAAAAAUGGGAUGAAGGGGGAGUCUGCUGCUAGCGAUGACGAGCUGGCGUCUGAUAUCCUGAGCCACUACAGCAGUGCCAGUGACAGCGCCUCCGUGCUGGAGGAGGGCACAGGUCAGUACGGCGCCUCUGGCACCGCAUCUGUGUGCCUUCACCCGCUUAAAACUGUGGUCACAAGCCAGAUGUUGACCGUGUGUCCCCACCGGUUGAACGCAGGGAGCGAGCAGGUGGACGAGCAGAACGCCCAGGAGGAAACGGAGGACAAACUCAGGCAGUGCAUAGACAACCUGAUGGACAAGAGUGCGAAGGGCCGUCUGGCGGCCCUGGAGUCCCUGCGCCAGGCCUUUUCCUCCAGAGUGCUGUAUGACUUCCUGACAGACCGACGCCUCACCGUCAGCGACUGUCUGGAGAGGAGUCUGAAAAAAGGCGGCGGUGAGGAGCAGGCGGCGGCGGCCACGGUCUUCACCCUGCUCUGCAUCCAGCUGGGGGGCGGGGACGAGGCAGAGGAGGGCCUGAAGAUGCUCCGGCCCAUCCUCACCGCCCUCCUGAUCGACACCAGUGUCAGCAUAGCGGCUCGCCAGAGCUGUGCUCGGGCUCUGGGGAUGUGCUCUUACGUCUCAACUGCGGAGGAAGGAGAGGACCUGGUCAAGUCGUUGGCUCUUCUGGAGAACGUCUUCGUGGCUUCCUACCCAAACAAAGAGGGAACGCUGCCCACGCUCAAACCCGGUCUUCCCGGCCUGUACGGCGCCGCCCUGCAGGCCUGGUCACUGCUGGUCACCCUCUGCCCUCCCUCCAGACUCACCGUGCUGCUGGACUUUCACCUGCCCAAGCUGCAAGUGUGUCUCCAGAGCAGCGACGUAAACUACAGGAUCGCUGUGGGAGAGACCAUCGCCCUCCUGGUCGAGUUGGGACGCGAAGUAGACGAGGAGUUUGAGGUGGGGGACGCUGAAAGUCUGUGUGAGAGUCUGAAGAGUUUAGCCACCGACGGCAAUAAGCACAGAGCCAAAAACGACAGAAGGAAACAACGUUCCAUCUUCAGAGAGGUUCUGCAUUACAUAGAGAACGAGGAUUUCUCAGAGGAGAAGAUCAGGUUUGGAGUGGAGAGCGUUUACAUCGACAGCUGGAUGAGAAGACGAAUCUACGACGCUUUCAAGGAGAUCCUCGAAUCUGGAGUCAGACACCAUCUACAGUUUAAUCCACUGCUGCGUGACAUCUUUGGCCUUGGAGCCCCCCUCAUCCUGGAUGCUUCCAUCAAAGGGAACAAGAUCUCACGGUUUGAGAAGCACCUUUUUAACUCAGCUGCCUUCAAAGCCAGAACUAAACAGAGGAACAAAGUCAGGGAUAAACGCGCCGACGUCAUGUGAGAGUGGACGGCCUGAAUGGGACCGGUGGACUGCACCGACAUGGAUCCACGCUGCCUUCGACUCUUCUCCUGUUACCACACACAGGCUCAACACAACGGGUCCUGUCGUUUUUGCUCCUCAUGUACAUUUGAACGGUCCACGAUUCGAGAUUAUUGAUUACUUUCAUCAGUGAGUGUGAAGUAUUAAAUGUCAGUAGAGAAAUUCAGAAUGAUUUUAGACUGUGCGGCCCUCCUGGGUGCUGAUGGGUAGGAUUUCUGUAUGAUUCCUGGCUCAGACUGCAGCCAUGCCUUUUGACAGGUCUUUCAUGACUUUUUAAACUGUAUUUACCAGGCUCUCCUGCACACAUCAGGGAUCAUUCAAAGGCUAAAGCUAUGCCUUUAAGAUUCAAAUUCUCUAAAAAGAGCCAGGAAAAUAUCGUAGAAAAUCUUUAGAAAACGUACUCUGUUUCCCUCCGUCUUUAAACCCUGAGUGGCUCCCUCAGGUGCCAGACAGAGACAGACUUGACAAACAAUGCAACCUUACAGGAAGUGUGUGUGUGCGUGUGUGUGUGAGUGAGUGUUUUGUUUAAAAUGAAUUUAACCACAAAAUAAAACACUUAAACAUAUAAACAAGAAGAUGCCUAAUUUAAAAAAGGAUUCAAAGACUUGAUAUUGUCAUCUUUGUAUUCAUAACUUUUGAAAGGAAAUUUCUAAUCACUUUUUUUGGGAAAUUGUAUUUUACUUUCUAAUUUAUUAUCAGAAAUGUAAUAUGUGGUUUUUAAAAAAACUUCAUGUUAAAAACUGUUUACAGAUACAAAGAUGGGUAAAGAUGACAAUUUCUCUUUUUUUCUGUGUAUUUUUUUAAUGCAGAAUGGUGGGUCAUUCAGUCUAUUGUAUGUAUUGAAAAUAUACUGAAUAUAACGAAUUUAUGGACGUCUGUUUAUUAAAAGGUUUGAAUGACUUCAUCUGCAGUUCACAUGGGACAGCUGCUAUUCAGAGCUGCUGAUGGGAGGAGUUUGGUGAUGCCGUUUGACUGAUGGUCGGGCUAGCAUUUGAAAUGGACAAUAACUGUUUCAGUAACUGUGAAGGAUGAUGAAGCAGUUUUUUUCCAGGGUCACGCCUAAAC
Molecule: messenger RNA, 3089 nt
Organism: Menidia menidia (Atlantic silverside)
Lineage: Eukaryota; Metazoa; Chordata; Actinopteri; Atheriniformes; Atherinopsidae
Source: the annotation of a GenBank genome assembly